Messenger RNA from Manihot esculenta (cassava), 3807 nucleotides. RefSeq names its product acyltransferase-like protein At1g54570, chloroplastic. The record is from RefSeq and is a predicted model, not a curated record. Lineage: Eukaryota; Viridiplantae; Streptophyta; Magnoliopsida; Malpighiales; Euphorbiaceae. Gene Ontology annotation, cellular component: membrane. The transcript has 14 exons. Bases 698 to 2860 code for a protein of 720 amino acids.
CUUCUUACACCGCCACUCAUUUUUCUUUUUCAGUUCAUUCGCUUUCCCCUGUUACCUGUGGCCCUCACAAUUUUUUCUCGACACAGAAUCUAUAUUGCUGUCUUUUUUUUUUGGUAUUAUUGUCUCGCAGAAGAACUCUAGAACUAGGUGCUCGACAAAAUUUGCACUUCCUUUUGUUUUAUGGGUUUGCCUCUUUUUUUUUUUUUUUGGGGUGGGUCUUAAUUGUUUUGAUAAGCAUGAAGGGUGUGUUUUUUUCGGUUAGAGUGAUUUAGGGAGAACAUUGUAAGCGUGUUUGGUUCAUUUGCUGAUAUUUCAAGUUGACAUACUUGAGUUUUUCUUUCCUGUUGCUUCUUGGUACUUGAAACUGGAAGGGGUUCUAAUUUUCCCAAUAGCCGAAUCUUGAAAAGGGUCUAAAAUUUUUACAUAUUUUUAGUGCUUUGAUUCUAGUUACAGUGCUCCAGUCUUCAGUGAGAACCAAGCGUAUUUGGCACUUGCAGCCCUUUUUAAGUCCUAUAGGACUUGAAAAGGGUCGGCCGUUAUUCUGAGCGUUCUGUUAAUUUGAAGCCCUUUUCAAGUGCGUGAGAAGUUUCCCAAGUUUAUUUAUAGUUGCUCUUGUUUGAUACUUGAAGCUUGGAAGUAGUUGCAAGUUGUUCUUCCUUAUACAAGUUGUAAGCUUUGUGCCAUUGUUGUAUGGGCCAUGGCAUCAGUUUUUUCUUUCCAGCUAUCACCUUACUUUUUGACAAAUUCAGUAAUCAAGGGUCAGUUUCGAGUGAGAGUUCAGAAUGUAGGUAGUAGGGAAUCGAAAGUGCUCUCCUCUGAUUCAAUUGUAGUGAAUAAAACUUCUUUCAUUGAUCAGAAAAAGAAGAAUGGAGUUCUUUAUGAUGGAGGUACUGUGGUGGAAGAGGAGAGGGCUUUGAUUAAUGGAGAAAAUGGGAGAUUGGGAUCUGUAGCACAGAACAAGCGCAUGAAAGAUGUUUCAAAAGAUUUGGAAGCGUUGUGGGAUGAUGGAUAUGGCACCAAGACAGUGAAGGAUUAUCUUGAUGUAGCCAAGGAGAUGAUUAGGCCUGAUGGAGGGCCACCUCGGUGGUUUUGCCCCCUUGAGUGUGGACAGCCUCGAAAAAAUUCUCCAACUCUUCUGUUUUUACCAGGGAUGGAUGGUGUUGGCUUGGGACUUAUUUUGCACCAUAAAGCCCUUGGGAAGGUGUUUGAGGUAUGGUGCCUUCAUAUUCCAGUGUACGACAGAACACCAUUUGAAGGACUAGUGAAAUUUGUUGAAGAAACAGUGAGGACUAAGCAUGCUGCAUCACCAAAUAGACCAAUUUAUCUAGUGGGGGAUUCUUUUGGAGGAUGUCUCGCACUUGCUGUUGCUGCCCGUAAUCCUAAAAUUGACCUUGUCCUGAUACUAGCCAAUCCAGCCACAUCAUUUGGCAGGUCACAACUACAGCCCCUGCUUCCAAUUUUGGAGGCUUUGCCUGAUGGAUUACAUGAUACAGUUCCCUACCUUCUUAGCUUUGUUAUGGGUGAUCCAUUGAAGAUGGCAACGAUUGGUAUCGAAAAUAGGCUUCCUCCCAAAUCAAAAAUUGAACAGUUGUCUGGAAAUCUCACUGCUUUGUUACCACUUCUUUCUGGUCUGGCUGAUAUUAUUCCAAAAGAAACUCUUCUUUGGAAGUUGAAACUGCUUAACUCAGCUGCUGCUUAUGCCAAUUCCCGCCUUCAUGCCGUAAAAGCUGAAGUGCUAGUGCUUGCGAGUGGCAAAGAUUAUAUGCUUCCCAGUGCUGAUGAAGCUAAGCGUCUUAAAAGUUCACUACAAAAUUGCAACGUUCGUCUCUUCAAAGACCAUGGGCAUACAAUUUUACUGGAGGUUGGAAUUAGUCUGCUCACUAUUAUUAAAGGUACUUCCAAAUAUCGUUGUUCAAGGAGGCUCGAUUUUGUCUCAGACUUUGUACCCCCUAGUAUGUCAGAAUUCAAAUAUGCCUCUGAUGAAGCUUUUGGAUUUAUAUGUGUUGCUACUGCUGCUGCUAUGUUUUCAACUCUAGAUGAUGGACGGAUAGUGAAAGGCCUUGCUGGGGUUCCAAAGGAAGGUCCUGUCUUGUUUGUUGGUUACCACAUGCUGAUGGGAUUUGAACUUUCGCCUCUCGUAGAAGGAUUCUUGAGAGAGAAAAUUGUUGUGCGUGGUCUAGCACAUCCAGUACUCUUUACAGAUUCGCAGGAAACUUCAACUUCUGAAUUUUCUCUACAAGAUUGGUUGAAAGUAAUGGGUGCUGUACCAGUUACAGCUAGUAAUAUUUUCAGAUUGCUUUCAACAAAAUCGCAUGUGCUUCUUUAUCCUGGAGGUGCACGGGAGGCUCUGCAUUAUAAGGGUGAAGAGUAUAAAUUAUGUUGGCCUAAACAACAAGAAUUUGUGAGAAUGGCUGCAAGGUUUGGGGCCACAAUUGUGCCAUUUGGGACUGUAGGAGAAGAUGACAUAGCAGAAUUGGCUCUUGACUACAACGACCUAAAGCAAAUCCCUUUGGUUAAUGACUUUAUUAGAGAGAUGAGUCGCAAUGGUCCGAGACCCAGAGAUGAGAGUGCAGGAGAGGUUGCCAGCCAAGAUAUAUUUAUCCCAGGACUUUUGCCUAAGGUUCCUGGCCGAUUUUAUUACCUCUUCGGAAAGCCCAUUGAAACGAAGGGGAAGGAAGAGCUUCUGAAAGACAAAAACUAUGCAAAUGAGUUGUACUUGCAGGUAAAAUCUGAUGUUGAACACAAUAUUGACUACUUGUUGAAGAAGAGAGAGGAGGAUCCUUAUAGGAGUGUCAUUGAUAGAACAUUAUAUCAUGCAAUUUAUCAUCCUCGGCAAGAGGUUCCAUCCUUUGAUCCCUGAAAUAAGGAUAGACAAGGCAGAUUUAGUUGUAUCAAUGGCGAGUUUAAAUCGUGCUGGACUGGCUUUCCUGCUUAAAUUACACUUUCUGGAAGCUCCAUAAUCACUAUAGUUCAUGGGGUACCUGCCAACUGAACCAAAUUGGAGUACGCAAUUCUUUCACCGAGAACUUUUAACAAAGUGGAGGCCGGCGGGCCCAGCUUUGGCCCUUUGCAGGAAAUUGGCGCCAGACCAUUACAGCGACAGGCUUUCCUAGAAAUACCGGUGGCGAUAACAAGUUCAAUGAUUAUAGCAACUAAGGAUGGUAGAAGCCCAGUGGUAAUGAUGCAUAUCUAAAUGACAGUUGAUUUUGGUUUCUUCAUUAAGCAAUGGAACCAGCCAUUGUCACCAGCGGUGGUGGUCUAGGCCAAGUCAUUUGAAAAUGGGUGCAACUCCCAAUUCCACCAUCUCCAAGCCAACAAGUGAUAUCGGCAUAGCAACAGGAUUUUUCAAGGAACCCGCCUAAACUUCUGCUAAAACUGAUCUACGUUUCGGGUCUGCAGAGCCAGCCUAUGUGAAUCGAAGCUAGCCAAUGGAGCCUGCCAUGAUAACCCGCAGCCCGUGGGUCAGGCCAAGUUUUGCAACAUGGACCUAACCACCUGACACCAACCUCUCCAAAUUUACAAGUGAUAUCAAUGGCAGCCAUUGGAUUCUGAGAGAAGCCGCCGAGCCUCCUGUCUAUACAGCUACCAACAGCUGGGAUACUGAGCCAGGCUUCACAACAAAAACCAUCGGCAGCAGGGAAGCUUCAAAGUUGUUCAAUUUUGCAUCCACAUGAACACGAUGUUUAAAUAAUGAAUAAAUUCUAAUUUGCUAGAAAAGUGAACUUGUGGAAAUUAUCUUCCUACCAUUGCUAUUGCUCGCAGAACUUAUGCUAAAUUUUCCAAGUUCUUAAACCUAAAGUAUUUGGG